GCUGCAGUAUGUUCACUUCAGUGAAGGCCUUCGAGGGGCAGCAGUACUCCACCCUGAAGAGGCAGUGCUUGCAGAGUGGCCUGCUCUUCGAGGAUCCCCGCUUCCCCGCCUUCGACGACUCGCUCUUCUACCAGGGCAACAGGAUCGGGCGUGUGGUCUGGAAGAGGCCUCGGGAGCUGUGUGAGGAUCCUCACCUGUUUGUGGAUGGCAUCAGCGCACACGAUUUACAUCAGGGCCAGCUGGGGAACUGCUGGUUUGUAGCGGCAUGCUCCAGCCUGGCCUCCAGAGAGGCUCUGUGGCAAAAAGUCAUUCCCGACUGGAAGGAGCAGGAGUGGGAUACGGAGAAGCCGGAAUCGUAUGCGGGGAUUUUCCACUUCCGCUUCUGGCGCUUUGGAGAGUGGGUGGACGUGGUGAUUGACGACCGGCUGCCCACGGUAGACAACCAGCUGGUGUACUGCCACUCCAACGACAGCAACGAGUUCUGGAGCGCCCUGGUGGAGAAGGCCUAUGCCAAGGUGUACGGCUGCUACGAGGCCUUGGACGGGGGAAACACGGCCGAUGCGCUGGUGGAUUUCACGGGUGGUGUUUCAGAGCCCGCGGACCUGCUGGAGGGUCAGAUGGCAACGGACGAGGUGGCCCGAAACCAGCUGUUUGAAAGAGUUCUCAAAGUCCACAACAGAGACGGUCUCAUCAGCUGCUCCAUCAGGGCGACCACGAUAGAGGACAUGGAGGCUCGGUUGGACUGCGGGCUGGUCAAAGGCCACGCCUACGCCGUGACAGACGUACGGAAAGUGCGGCUCGGUCACGGACUGCUGGCCUUCUUCAAGUCGGAGAAGCUGCACAUGAUCCGCAUGAGGAACCCCUGGGGGGAGAAGGAGUGGAGCGGCCCCUGGAGCGACAGUUCGGAGGAGUGGAACAAGGUGAGCAAGAGCGAGAGAGAAAAGCUCGGCGUCACCGUGCAGGACGACGGCGAGUUCUGGAUGACGUUCGACGACUUCUGCCAGUACUUCACCGACCUGAUCAUGUGCCGCCUCAUCAACACUUCCUACCUGAGCAUCCAUAAAACCUGGGAGGAGGAGGUGAUGAGGGGCUCCUGGGUCCACCGCCAGGACCCCCUGCGCAACCGGUCCGGAGGCUGCAUCAAUCACAAGGCUACCUUCCUGCAGAACCCUCAGUACGUGUUCGAUGUGAAGAAGCUGGAGGACGAGGUGCUGAUCUGCUUACAGCAGAAAGAAAAGAGAGCCACGCCCAAAGAGGGCAAAGGGGAAAACCUCGCCAUCGGCUUUGAUAUUCACCGGGUGGAGCUAAACCGUAAGUACCGUAUGCACUCAGCCCAGCAGAAAGUAGCCGGCUCCAUCUACAUCAACUCGCGCUGCGUCUUCCUCAGGAAGGAGCUGCAGGAGGGCCGUUACGUCAUCAUUCCCACAACCUUUGACCCCGGGCAGCAGGGCGACUUCCUGCUCCGUGUCUUCACCGAUGUGCCUUCAGACUGCAAAGAGCUGACUCUGGACGACCCUCCUCAGACAUGCUGGACGGGGAUGUGUGGCUACCCUCAGCUGGUCACUCAGGUCCAUGUACUGAACGCUGAGGGUCUGCAGGGACAGGAAAACAAUGGAGCUGUAGAUCCGUACGUGAUCAUCACCUGUGAAGGAGAGAGAGUCCGUUCACCGGUUUAUAAGGACACCCGGUGCCCCAACUUUGACAUCAAAGGCCUGUUCUACCGCAAGAAACCCAAGGAAGGCAUCCACAUCGAGAUCUACAACAAGAACAUGAUCGUGGACACCUUCCUGGGUCAGGUGAUCCUGUUCAGCGACCCCAACGAGCGGCAGGAGCAGCACACGCUUCACCUCCGCGACAAGGGCAGCCGCCAGGACAACGACCUCCCGGGCACGCUCACUGUGCGCCUCAUCACCUCCACCGCGCUCACCAACAUCUGAUCGUCACGUGGCGUUCAAACGUGCUCGCAGUUAGCCGUUGAGCCUCUAACCACUGCGGGAGCUCACUGUGUCUUUUCUUCGGCCGUCUCUCAUCGUUUCCUUAUUUUCUUUUGCUUCAGCGUUUAAAUCCUGCAAAGUUACAAAGCUUCUUGGAGGCCUGUACAUAUAUUUAUGGAUGAAAAGUGUCCAUAGACAAUAUUUGGGGUUUGUAUUUAGACUCUCUUUACACAUUCCUCCCGUUAUUUAAUGUUUGCUUCAGAAUUGUAGGUUUCUUCGCAGGUUUUGUAGCCAGAACUGAGCUACAGUGUAAAUCAGUUUGUUCUAUUGAAACACACACUCAUACAUGCACACACAACCCACGUGCAGACAUGUCUGCGCUCUCCAUGCAUGUGCCAAUGUUUCCAAGGGCUAUGCAUUGCCUUAAGGUCGAGUCUCUCCACCUUGAGGAGGCGGGGAUAACGUUAAACACUUCUCCAUCAGCUGUCCUCAGAGUUAGCACAGCCUCCAUUUCUCUUCUGUUCCCUCAUAGUUUAACUUUCUAUCUCCUAUAUACUGACGUAAUAUAUACUCUUUUAUAUCUGUGGGUAAUCGUCCCGCCCCGUCGGCUCACCUCAAGUCUUCACCAGUUUGCCGGUGCUUUGGAGAGCAUGCAGUCACUUUUUAUUGUGGACUUUACAAAGGAAAGCCAACAGCAGCUAUUCUCUCGCUCUCUCCUGAGAGCUUCUCUGUGUUGUUCUGUGAGCGCGCUCAUGUGUGGAAUCUUGCCUCCCGUCUUCCAUCACUAGAACCAUUUCAGACUCCCGACACGCUUUCUGCCGGUUGCUAUGGAUGAUCUAAAAACUGCAUGGCUUAAAAACUCCUGUGCUGCACAUCUUGCCGGUCGUAGCUUAGCAGCCGGUGCUACUCCUCUUUAAACCCCCCCCCUCCAUGUGUACACCUUCCCAGUUCAGCGGAGUGCAAAGAUUCACCCUGACAUAAUCAAGUGCUUUAUGGGACCAAAGAUGAGCCUCCGCUCUCUUAGUCCCUUUCGGACCGCCCUGGCCCGGCCCGGCCCAGCCCGGCCCAAGCCUAGCUACAAACCACCACCCCCUGUGCCACACCAUCUCUUAACGGCAACACCACUGCCUGACGCUUCCGCUGACUUGAGUCUUUUGGCCCGGGCCAAAUACUCACGCCACGUGACCCUGAGAGACCGCAGCGGUGCUUCUGCUGUUGGCACACAGCAGGCGUGAGUGAGAGUGUGUGUGAGUGUGUGUGAGUGUGUGUGAGUGUGAGUGUGUGUGUGUGUGUGUGUGUGUGUGAGUGUGUGUGUGUGUGUGUGUGUGUGUGGGAAUGCUUGAGUGUGAAUCUGUUAAUCCACGUUGUACCUGGAAGAAAAGGAUUAAAGAGGAAAGGUGUGAACCGAAAUGAAAAGAGCCCUUUAGUGGAACACACACCUCGCACUUUAUUUCAUUUGAAGAGGGUAGAGAAAGAACAGACCUUCAUUGGAUGAAAGAAGGAGGAGGUGCGAGAAGGCUUCCUGCCAAACAACCUGUGCCAUCGCCUUGGUCCUGGCUUUGCCUCCGCAGCAGGAAAACAACACGGGACACGAGUCGAACUGUUUUCAGAAGGACUUCAGGCGGCUUUUGCAUUUUGAACCAACACUGGUACAACGUAAUGUAUCUCUAAUGAACUAUGGCGUCUUGAUCAUGUGGCCAUCAGCUCCUGAGCCUUUAGUGACAGAAGCCCAGGCACAAAGUCACGACGUGCGUUUGGUGUCAUCACUGCAGAGACUUUUCAUUCCAACUUUUGGGUUUGUAUUUGUGUUUUUAUUUUUUCAUAAUAAGUAUUCCAAAUGUAAGUUGAAGUCGUUAUCGAGACAUUUCCUUUGAAUGUAAGACAGUUCGUGGACUAAUCUCUCAAACUAUCAAAUUUCCUGAUUUGUUUCCAUAACUUGAACUCGUCACACGUGGAAUUUAAUUGAUCACACACCUUUUUUUAUAUAUAAAUGUGUCUUGCAUGGGUUCUUUUCCAAUAUCUCCAUGGCCUUGUAUUGUACUGUUCAAUUGUUACUAUAUAUAUUUAUUCUUUCUCUCUCAAAAGUCUUGGAAAUGCUAGUUUUGAGCAGCAUGUCUAACACUAAUGCACCUCUUGUCCGAUCAUAUCAACAGGUUUGAAACAUGUCUUGUAAUUCAGUGAUGCAUUCAUAAUGCUUCUGGCAUCGUGAACGUUAGCAGCAGUUGUUCUAUUUAGGUGCUAUUUAUCUUCUCUGUGCUCUUUAUGGUUUGGGACAGAACAUGAGCGUGAGGCGAGACGUGAGCCUGGAUAGUUAGUGGAUUUUAUUUAUGUAAAGAAAGACGCCCUUAUCCCCCCCCCCUCACCGUCGAAGUGUCCUUGUGCAAGGCACUGAUCUCCUGACUGCACCAUUGGAGCCUCGUAACGGCCAAAUAUUGUGCAGCUUCCACUAUUUGUGUGACUCUAAUCCCCCCCCCCCCGUGGUCGAAUCUGUGAGUAUGUUCAGAUUCAUCUCGCAGCGCCGGGUUAGUGUGAGAGACUGUUGGUUGACCUUUGACCCGGUUGACGGACGUGAGUCCAGGUUUGUGCAUCUUUUACACUUAACAAUCAAUUCACAGCGUUUUGAUUUAAACUAAAUAAAUGAACCGGGAAUCCUCAACGACUCUUUAAAUCACCCCCCCUCCCCCCCCUCACAAUAUAUUUAUUUAUUAUUCAUAGUUUUAAUGAGAAAAGGUUUCCUCUGGCGAUAAAGAUAUAAUGUUCCCUAAACAAAGAUGGCUCUUCGCUCUUCUAUCUUCUGUUAGAUGAACUGAAUGAUUCAUCUUGUUCAGCAGAAUGUUUCCUCGUGCAGAUGUUUCCUCGUGCAGAUGUUUAGAAGAGUCUUUGAGGAUUCUCACAAAGAUCCUCUGAUGUCCAGAAACAAAGCAGCACAGAGUUGUGCUGGCGACAGACAGUCGCACAUUUGAGCCCUGAUCCUGACACUUUGUCUUCAGCUGAUGCCGGUAUUUUACAUUUACAGGUGUUUCAGCAGAGACCAGCUGUGUAGCGACCGACACACAGCCAUACGGGAGCGUUGGGGCGUCAGAGUCAAUAUAACAGCGCGUCACGCUCAAUGUGAAACCGUAUCAAACAUGUGCCACAGCCGUGCCAAACACACCACCGGCCUACUGAGAAGGGAAGCUUUUGUAAUGUGACCUUCGACGUUUUCCUUUUUGUACUUCGUGUCCUUUUUAUGUUUCUUUGUCUUUGUCAUCGAAGCGAUCGCGUUGCUAUGGUUACUCAUUGUACUGUAGUAGUUGCACAUUGUGAUUCUUUGCCAAAAAAUGUUAUGGCUUUCACUGUUAACACACACACACACACACACACACACACACACACACACACUCCAGCUACUAGACUGACCAGGCUCGGUUGGAGUGUGCGGACCUGUACUGGUUGUUUGCUUUGGACGCGAACGUUCUUUACGUUUUCAAAGCAAGUUUUAAAGACUCAAAAGAACUUCUCACAGACGGUGGUGACUUCUUUUGUAAGGAAUCCCAAAAAUGCCAGUGCAUGUAGCAAAAAGAAUAUAUAUAUUUGUUGCAAAACAUAAUCCACUGUUGCUACUUUGAUAAACAUACUGUGUGAAAUAGAAAGCUUACGUUGCACACUUGCAUGCUUUGAAACAGUUUCUAAUAUUUUGUAUUCAGUAACAUGCAGAAUGCAGUAUGUGUAUAAAAGUAGCAGCAACUCCACUUAUCACUUAGGAUUUGGGGCUCCAUGUUUUGAUGGCUGUUUAUUUAAAGAGGAAGAUGUUCACCUUGUUGUUAGCGCCAUGACACCUUGACCUCAACUUGAAGUCACGACUGCUGCGGCCUCAGAGACACGGCCUGCGCACCUCAACGGGGUUUAACGUUUACUUGAGAAGAAGAGUUGUAGGAGGGGAGGCUUUUAAAUAUGGUUAUUAUAAAGUCUUUAUUAAAAAGGGACCCUGCAUAAAAAGCAUUCAUCUGAAACACUAAACACGUUUCAUAUUCUCCAUCACACUAACAAUUCUACCAUUUAAUUUAAAUGAAAGAAGCUCACGGCCAUCGUGCUUCAGGGCGCUCUUGUGUUGAUUAUAACAAUCACCGCAGAUGGACUGCGUCGACCGCUUUAUGUUCAUCUAUUGUGAACAUUUCAAUAAAGGUUUGCUUCAGACCUGCAGUAAUGAUAUUAUUCUUUUGCGUUUAGAGACUUUAAACGGGUCUUAAAGAAUGUGCCUGCUUGAGGUGUGACAGGCUGCGUCUGCCGCAGCGCUCUCACGGUGUCGUUGCUCUGGGAAUAAGAAACACGAGGGAUUCUCAGCUCUUUGUGGUUAUUGAAGAGGCUUCACCCCGUUCAUCACGUUUAACGAUGACAUGAUGUCAGUGGAGCUUUGCUGCCUGCUGAUCUUAUCGCCUGGUGAACUUGGAUACUGCUGCAUGUGUCUGAUGGACUGGAUCCAGAACGAGCGCCCCCCCCCCGGUACUGUAUUGAACUCGUUCUGCGUUCUGUCGUCGACAUGUUUCUCUGAGGUCCACUCGAGGAACCAGCUUGUGAUUCUUCUUGUAUUUUUCUGCUGAUGUUUAUUAACUGGAGACUGGAUUACCUACUGCAUGGUGACACUUCUAGAAGAUGCUACGGUCUUUAUAAGAAGUAUCUUUUAUCAGUAUUUUAUAAUACCCUUGUUAAUUUUAUAUAUCCACUUUACCUUGAGUUCCAGACUGUGCUGUAUGUUCUGUAGCGUGUGCUCGUCUGCGUGUUCCUUUCAGCGUGAGCUUCUCCUUUUUGUCUUUUUAUUUUUCAAUGCGUUGUUCGUUGGAUUUGUUUCUCGGUCACACUGUGGUUAUUUUAUAGCUGCAAUCUGAAAUUAUGAAUUGUUUCUUUUGUAUUUAAUGUCAACUUGUGGCAUGACUUUGAAAUAAAACAGGAAAAACUUA
This is a messenger RNA of Cottoperca gobio, 6871 nucleotides long. Its product is annotated as calpain-5-like. Gene Ontology annotation, cellular component: cytoplasm. Gene Ontology annotation, molecular function: calcium-dependent cysteine-type endopeptidase activity. The record is from RefSeq and is a predicted model, not a curated record. NCBI's taxonomy places the organism in Eukaryota, Metazoa, Chordata, Actinopteri, Perciformes, Bovichtidae. The transcript has 12 exons. Gene Ontology annotation, biological process: proteolysis. Bases 9 to 1937 code for a protein of 642 amino acids.